UGUUCGGUCCUGCGGCGAAGAGUCGGGGGGCAUGUGCUGAGAGGAUGGCGGCGCCAGCCGGCCCCGGGCGGAGGGAGCGGCUCGCGCGGCCGCUGGCCCUUCUCGUCCUGGUCCUGGUCCUGGUCCUGCUCUGCUCGCUGCAGGGCGCCGGGGGCGGCCUGUUCCGGGGGCGCCCGCCCGGCGGCGGCCGCAGGUUCCCCGGCCCCCCGGUCCUGCUGGUGCCGGGCGAUCUGGGUAACCAGUUGGAAGCAAAGUUGGACAAGCCUUCCGUGGUGCACUACCUCUGCUUCAAGAAGACCGACAGUUACUUCACAUUGUGGCUGAAUUUGGAACUGUUGCUUCCCGUUAUCAUCGACUGCUGGAUAGAUAAUAUCAGGCUGGUAUACAAUCAAACUAGCAGAACCACUGGGCCUCCAGAUGGGGUCGACAUCAGAGUUCCUGGAUUCGGACAGACGUUUCCUUUGGAAUUCCUCGAUCCCAGUAAAAGAAGUGUUGGUACCUAUUUCUACAUCCUGGUGCAGACCCUGGUAGACCUGGGCUAUCAGCGUGAUGAAGAUAUUAGAGGUGCUCCCUAUGAUUGGCGGAAAGCCCCAAAUGAGAACAAAGAGUACUUCUUGUCCCUCCGGAAGCUGAUAGAGACCAUGUAUGAGGAGUACGGUGAGCCAGUGGUCCUGAUUGCACACAGCAUGGGGAAUAUGUACAUCCUCUACUUCCUCAGCCAUCAGCCUCAAGACUGGAAGGACAGAUACAUCCGGGACUUUAUAUCCCUGGGCGCUCCCUGGGGAGGCGUGGCUAAAACUCUCCGUGUGCUGGCAUCAGGUGACAACAACCGGAUCUCGGUCAUCAGCUCCCUGAAGAUCAGAGGGCAGCAGAGAUCUGCCGUGUCAACCAAUUGGUUGCUCCCGUACAACUACACGUGGUCUCCAGACAAGAUCUUUGUCAGCACAUCGACGGCUAACUAUACCCUCCGGGAUUACCGCAAGUUCUACACUGACAUAGGCUUUGAGGAUGGGUGGCUUAUGAGGGAGGAGACAGAAGCCUUGGUCUAUGAGAUGGCUCCUCCGGGCGUCCGCAUACACUGUCUCUUUGGCACAGGGGUCGACACGCCCGACUCCUUCUUCUAUGACGCCUUCCCGGACAAGGAGCCCAAGACCUUCUACGGCGACGGCGACGGGACAGUGAACUUGCAAAGUGCCUUGCAGUGUAAGAAGUGGGUGGGUCAGCAGGAGCAGGAGGUGCUCCUGUACGAGCUCCCAGGAAGUGAGCAUAUUGACAUGCUCUACAAUCCCCUUACCAUUUCCUACGUGAAAAAGGUUCUUUUCGGCUCCUGACCACCUUUCCUCCAUGGCAUCUGGAAGUCUCUUUCAGAUUGGGGGAGGACGGUUUUACUGUCUUUGGCCUCUUCUUUUUAAAGCCUGUUUAUUUGGCUUGUUGGGCCUUGUCGGAAAUCCAUUCGAUGUCCAUUAAUGAUCACUUGGCUCCUUGAUUAGUGCUCAUAACACACUGUGAUGUCCUGUAUCUAAAAGGCUGAUUCCAGCCACGUUUAGCUAUCUCUAGUGCCACGCCUGGUGUCCAUCUGUGUGAAGAGUCUCUUGUGCUCACUCUCCAGGUUGUAGGAAGGUUUUCUCUUUCCGUACUUACUAAGCUGUAACAUAAAAUGGAGAAAACGUUAGGAUUUAACAUGCUUGUUCUGAAGGCUUGGGAAUACUGGAUCAUUGCUCCCACUAGAGAAGAAGGCAUUAAGAGAAGUCCCAGUAGCAGCUGCUGCAAUGACACAGAUUUAAUAGCACCUUAAGUUGCUGGCAUCCAGCCAGGUAUGCAUGGUUCUCAAGAAGGUAGAGUGCACCUGGGAAUUCCUGCUAACCUCUUCUAGCCUUAGGCUGAGUCUGUAAACGCAGGCCUUGCUGGAGCGAGACGGCAGUGACAAUGCUAAGGCAUUCUUCACUGCGACUUGUCUGUAUUGCUAAAUUUUGCCCUGCUAGGUAAGAAUGACCUUUUUAAGGGUGUGAUGUCCAUGAAUUGUUGCGAUCAGUUGGCGGUCACUGGAAUAGUUGGCAUGCCAUUCCUUUUAGCUAAGGCCGGUGCCUGGUCAAGUAUUGAUUUUAGCCAGACGCAUUUGUCCUGGAGUGGCCUUCUGACAGCAUUUUGCCUGGAGCAUCGCGAUGCCAGCCAUGCCGCUGCUGUUCCUACAGCCUCUGUUUUGGAGAGAGUUGAAUUAGGUUUGCGGUAAGGCGAGCUCUGCCUGGGAAUCUUAGCAAUUACCGGGUUGCAGGAUCACGUCAAGCUCUGCUUUUCUGGCACUGUGGCCUCCUCCUGUAUUUCACUGAUGCUUUUUCUAUGCUGGGAAGAUUGAGCCUUGUUGCAUACAGCACAAUGACAGGCAUGGAUUUGCUCGUAAGCCAGGUGUCAUCGCGUGACUUUGUGUCCAUAAUUGCAGGAAUGUCCCCUGGAAAGAGGCUUGACCUUCCCAUGGGAAACCUCUGCAGUGAAGCCCCAUUUGACCCCACAACUCUCCCUCUGUUCAGGUGUUGGGGCAGGCAUAAACUGACUGCUCCUUUCAGAGCAAAUGGAUUAAGGUGUUUGCACACGCUGCUUCUUGUCACCCAGGUAAGAGUUUCCUGGUUAGCUUAGCAGAGGAGAAAGCGCAAGGAGGUCCAGCAGUUAAUUACAUGGUGCAGCCACGCCUUCGAGUUCAGUAUGUUGUGAGUACGAGUUACUUCCUAGUCAUCUGUCUCCAGUUAGUGAGCCAGUCCAUGUGAUCCUGUCGCUUCCAGUCCCACUCCAGCUGCAUUUGCGCCAUCACCCUUGCCCACACGGCCUCCUGUGUUGUCAGACCUGGCUGGCAUGGCUUGUAGGGCUGGGUAACUCCUCGUCCAGAACCCACGGACUGUUGUCGGGUCACGGAGCAGCUUGUUAGCCAUCCAGCAAGCCACCUUUGCCAGGUUUGGUUGACACGAGAAGCUGUGCCAGUGAUGGUCAUUAUGGCAGUCCUGCUAACAUGUGAUUGAUACAUGCAAAAUGGCUGGCAAGCUGUGGUGGUGUACACCAGUGCAGAAGGUGGGGCCCCUGUGCACGCUUGGUGUGAGCUGCCUAGUGAGUGUAAUCGCCCCUUUUGCGAUGUCGGAACUUGACGGUUGGUUGGGCCGACCCUCGGAUUGAUCGUACAAGUGGAUCAAAGGCUGGGAGCCCUCAAACGGGCCGCGGAGUCUGAGUGUUUUGCUAACCCUCCUGGGCCGCGUGUGCCUAUAAGAUGCCUUGGUGCACUCCUGCAGCACUGUUGGCAUUUUUUAAAUGGUGGCUGGCAGCGUUGGGGAUGGUAACCCAUCAUAACUCGUGGCAUACGGGGCAGGGCAUUCCAAACAUAGGGCUUCCUUGAGAUUUAUGCCAAAUGCCCAAGUUCAGAGGUCAGGCUGAUUGGGUGGUCAUAGUGUCAUUCCGCUGAAGCGCCUGUUCUUUAACUUAACAUUUUUCUCCCAAACUUAAAAACAUCUAGAUCAAUGCUUUACAUUUCAAGCAUUUUUGCAUAAUCUUGGUCCUUUGGGGAAAACAAAUGCCAUCCUCCCCACCCCAUUUAAAGUAUUCCCCGCCUUUUGGAAUAUGAAAUUUUGGUCACUCAGCUUCCUGUUUUUCAGCAGUGCCAGGAGGCACUUUAAAUGCUGUGCACAGGCAGGACCCCUGAAAAUUUCCUCCAGACAUCCUUUCACGCCAUGUACCUGGAUGCUGCCUCCUUAAGCCGCAUCUUUGAACUGUCAGCGUAACUCUUUUCCUUUAGCUGUAGUUGCACCUAUAGUUUUGUCUAGAUCUCGUUGCAGCUGCAACCCGCUAAACUGCCCUAAUUAUAGCCCUGAUUUUGGCCACCAAUCUGGUUUUACCUGGUCUGUCAAGAUACCCUCUACGCUCCCCUUGCCUUUACAAUAACUGCAAAGUUCCAUCAUUCUGGGUGCCAUGUGGGUGGCUGGAGCUAACAUUCUCCUGAGGGCAAAGCAGAGCUUGGUUGUUGGUUUUGCAGAUCCAGAGGAAAGAUCCACAAGAGGAACAUCCACUUCAAAGCAGCUUCCAAAAGUUGCUGCUUGCCGAAGUGGACUAUAUGACAGAACUGAGUGAGGAGAAUCCAUCCGUGGAAACAAGUACGUGAUCUUUAUUCAAUAACCUGAUAAUGGAUACGUUGCAAUUUAUGCAGGGUCACCCAUGCGCUGGGCAUUUGAUGGGAUAACAGGAAGUUCUGGCCCAUGGAGCUUCCCAUCUUAACUUUCAACAGAAUGAGGGGAGAGAGGAGGAGGUUGGGCUAAGAAAAGAAGGUGCUCAGCUGGCCUGCGUUCUGCAGCCUUUCAGCACCGUUGACUCCUGCCAUUGUGCCCUGCUGAAUGCUUAACAGUGCAGCAACUAAUUCCCAGUCCCGUUUCACAGGGCUGCCUGCAUUUCUUUUCUCCAGCUUGCUGAAUGUCUCAGCGGGCCUCCGCAGGUGGCUUGGCUGGGCAGGGAGAGUUUUGCUCCCUUCUUAAUACUCGCUUUAGGAUCAUGUCAUGCCUGCUUUGUUUUAUAGCAGUGUAUGCAAAGAUGUUCAGCUGCUUUUUGCCCUUUGCUGUCAGCCUUCUUUGGACUCCAGGUCCUGAACCCUUUGUGACAGUGCAAGACGAGAGGAAAACCUUUAACACUCGCCAUUCAAUACUGUGAAUGAUGCCUGUCCAGAAACGCAAUAGGCACACUUGAUGCUUUGCAGUGCCCCCAAGCUUUUUGUAGAUCUGGGCGAGGAUCCCGCAAAUUGUGCCACUACUUGGAUGGAACCUGGUUUUGUUCCUGCGUCCUGCCAUGCUGGUUUUGAAACUUUAGAUCAAUUUGUUUGGGCAUCAGCUGUUCAAAGCAUCAGAUUUCCAGCCGCCCUCACGAGUUUUGUUGAUGAUCUUACAAUAUCAUUUUGGUGCUGCUAACUAGGAGAACUCGAGAGGAAAACAUUCCCCUUUCCUCUUAAGGGCAUCUCAUCCAAUUCCCGGGAGUUACACAUUUGUCUUGUCUGCAUAUCCAUGCAGCAUUCUUCCCAGGUGUUUUUCAAAAACCAAAAUGCUUUCUGAGGACCAAAUAUAUUGUUUCUGGUGCAGCGUGGAGAGACAAUGCUGGAUGGAAUUUCAGCUUUUUUGUUGGUUUGUUUUUAUAAAUAUAGUGCUACUGCAUAGAAUCAGGGUCACUGUGUGAUUCUGCUAGGAAGGGUGGACUUCACCACUGAGCAAUAAGUGCAAAGGAGUUUGUAGGCCAAAGUCGAGAACUCUUGCCAUUAAGCUUGUUUGUGAAAUGCAUAGUAUUUGAGAUACUCCAAAAUUCAGGGACUGCAUGAUUACUUUGUUGUUCUCUGCUUAACAGUAUUUUGUAUUGAACACUGCCUGGUAAGGCCUGUUCUUUUUAUAUGCACUUUCCUCCUUUGUGUAUGAAUAUAAAGUUCAGCAGAUUUGUUGCAUAUUUGAUUGUCAUACUUUGAUAACAUAAUAAAGUUGAUCAAAAGCUA
Varanus komodoensis (Komodo dragon) is the source of this 5497-nucleotide messenger RNA. It is a transcript of the gene PLA2G15, whose product is annotated as phospholipase A2 group XV. Gene Ontology annotation, cellular component: lysosome. Lineage: Eukaryota; Metazoa; Chordata; Lepidosauria; Squamata; Varanidae. The coding region runs from base 45 to 1331 and encodes 428 amino acids. Gene Ontology annotation, biological process: ceramide metabolic process; phosphatidylcholine metabolic process. The record is from RefSeq and is a predicted model, not a curated record. The transcript is spliced from 6 exons.